AUGGGUCUCCUCAAGAUUUGGGAUUUAACUGAAGCCAGUGCCGAUUUGAAGCUGCCUGCCACUGGCAGGAGAGAACCAGUGAACUUCCUGGGUGUUGAGUUUGGCUCUCAAUAUCAAUUGUUGAUGGCAGGAAACGUUCAAGAAGACAGAUCCUCUGUCACUUCAUCUCCCCUUCCGUUAUUUCCCUGGAUGUCACUAUCUCCAGGACUUGGAUCCCCAUUCCCAUGGUUGAGGGAUCUACAACCGGAAGAGAGGGGGUUGUGUCUCAUUCAGCUCCUUCAUGCUUGUGCAAACCAUGUGGCUGCAGGGAGUGUCGAGAAUGCAAAUGUCGGCCUUGGCCAUAUCUCCCACCUUGCCUCUCCUGAUGGUGAUACUAUGCAAAGGAUUGCUGCUUACUUCACCGAGGCGCUUGCUGACCGGAUGCUCAAAGUCUGGCCUGGUUUGUACAAGGCUCUCAAUUCCACGAAAACCCGUUCACCCUCUGAAGAAAUUAUUGUCCAGAAGCUCUUCUUCGAGCUUUGCCCCUUUUUGAAGCUCUCAUAUGUCAUAACAAACCAGGCUAUUGUGGAGGCAAUGGAAGGUGAGAAAAUGAUACAUAUUAUAGAUUUGCACUCAUUUGAGCCUGCUCAGUGGAUUGAGCUACUCCGGACAUUAAGCGCACGGCCUGAAGGUCCACCUCAUUUGAGAAUCACAGGUAUUCAUGAGCAGAAAGAGGUGUUGGACCAGAUGGGAGCUCGAUUAGUCGAAGAAGCUGAAAAGCUAGACAUCCCAUUUCAGUUCAACUCCAUAGUGAGCAAGCUUGAGAAUCUCGAUCUUGAACGUUUGCGUGUGAAGACGGGAGAAGCUCUUGCAGUCAGUUCUGUUCUUCAGUUGCAUUCUCUCUUGGCAACUGAUGAGGCUGAGGUGGUUGGAAGAGUUUCUCCUUCAGCACCGGCUUCUAAGAGUGCUAGUCAUAAUAACCACAUUCAAAAGUUCAUGCAAAUGAACCAACACCAGAAGACUUUAGGGGAGUGGCUUGAGAAAGAUGUGGUUCAUUAUCAUUGUUCGAGUCCCGAUUCAGCACUAUCCCCACUAUCACUUGCUCCAUCACCAAACAUGGGAACCUUCUUGGGUGCAUUUUGGGCUCUUUCACCCAAGAUCAUGGUGGUGACCGAGCAGGAGUCCGACCAUAAUGGCUAUUCAUUAACAGAAAGGGUGUCUGAAGCUAUGAACUUCUAUGCUGCUCUCUUUGAUUGUUUGGAGUCAUCUACUGAUCCCAGAGCUUCAUUAGAAAGACAAAAGGUCGAGAAGAUGUUAUUCGGUAAGGAAAUCAAGAACAUAAUUGCUUGUGAAGGGAACGAGCGAAGGGAAAGACACGAGAAGUUGGAGAAAUGGAUCCUGCGGCUUGAGUUAGCCGGGUUUGGGAGAGUUCCUCUGAGUUAUGAUGGAAUGUGGCAAGCAAACAGAUUACUGCAGAGUUAUAAUUAUGGAGGGUAUAAGAUCAAAGACAAGAAAGGAUGCUUGCUCAUUUGCUGGCACGACAGACCUCUGUACUCCAUCUCGGCUUGGAGACAUAGGAGGCAAUAGUAAAAAGAGCCAACUUCGACACCUUCAAUAAGUUUUUCUUUCUUAGAUUUCCAUUCUCUUUUUGGAUUUCUGUAGCUUUUGAUUUUAAUGUUUCUCUGUACAAACGAUGGUUUUCUCCAUCUUGCCAUCUGCAUAGUGUUACUCCUGUAUGAUCUGAGUGGGUUCCUUCAUCUAACCUCUUCGUCCAUUUUUGGUGUGUUCCUUGUUUUGUCCAUCUAUCAUUUUCUUUCUUGAGGUUUUUGCUCCCCUCCAUCUGCAUGUAUCAAUCCAACAGAAAUGAAAAAAAGUUGAGGCUUUGGUUUCACCA
Messenger RNA from Linum tenue, 1873 nucleotides. Lineage: Eukaryota; Viridiplantae; Streptophyta; Magnoliopsida; Malpighiales; Linaceae. The record is from the annotation of a GenBank genome assembly.